AACAUUAUGACAUCAUGAAAACGCUUCGAUAGCAUAGGAUUAAAUACAAAGCGCGCUAAGGACUCAGAUUUCAAUGAUUGGAAAGUGAAACUGAAAGUUAAUAAAUUGAAAUGGAAUUUAGGAAAGAAGACUGCACAUAUACGUCUUGUUACUGUGAAGAAAACGUGUGGUGUCUAUGUGAUUCAUUAAAGAGCAAGAUUCCCGGAGCGAUCCAGAAUUGCUAUUGCGUAUUUAUAUCAAACAAACGGAGAGCUAUUCCACUUUGGAAGCAGAAAGCAAGCCGCAGACAAGAUGGUCAAGUUAUAUGGGAUUACCAUGUGAUAUUCCUGUACGAACCCUCUGAAUCCAAAACAAUAGUAUAUGACUUGGACACCACCUUAACAUUUCCUUGUGACUUUAGAAGAUAUUACGAGGAAUCUAUUAAAGACGAAAGAUGUUUAAAACCAGAAUACCACAGAAUGUUUCGAGUAAUACCAGCAGAAGAGUUUUUACAGACUUUCGCAUCAGACAGGUCCCAUAUGUUGACUCCGGAGGGUCACUGGGUGUCUCCACCCCCCACAUAUCCACCCAUAAAAACAAAAGAAUGUUCCAACAACAUACAAGAAUUCAUAUCCAUGGACAAAAAUAAUCAUGGAGAUGUUCUCAGUUUGAAUGAAUUUUUGGAGAGGUUUCUUGAGAAACAAUAAAGAAAAGAGAGAUUGCUUCUUAUGAAAUAUAUGUUCCUAAAAGUCUUACCUAAAGAUGUCACUCAUAUAAUGUAACUCUGGAGUUUAAGUCACCUGAUUCAAUUAGCUGACCCAUUUCAAUCGGGUAUGAUGCAUCUUUGGGGUAAAAAGAACAUUGGUUGUAAAUACCAUGACUCUUGCCUCUUGGGUUCUUAUGUCUUAUUGAACAUGUAUUUUGUUUAUCCUGCAACAGAAAUAUAUUGGGUUGAUCAAUCUCAUUGAGGGUAAGGCGAAGUCGAGCCGUCUAUGAGAUUGAUCAACCCAAUAUAUUUCUGUAGUCAGUCAGUAAAAAACGUAAUAGGACCGUUUAAACAAGAGCUUGGACUUUCUGAGGGAUGUUACUAUAUCAGGCAGUUACGUGCUAUGUUUAAACCAAUGAAGGUGUGACGUAUCAGUCCAAGGGGAAAACUAUAUGUUUGCCCAUCAAAACAAGUCAGAUGUUGACCUCCUUUCUUCUAAGUUGCUAAGAGAUGCUCGUCUAUAUUUAUAGACUGUCAAAACCGGAAAUUUGUUUGACAAGAUCUGCUCUGCUGUGUGAAAUUGUGUGAAA
Messenger RNA from Magallana angulata, 1275 nucleotides. RefSeq names its product protein N-terminal glutamine amidohydrolase-like. Gene Ontology annotation, molecular function: protein-N-terminal glutamine amidohydrolase activity; protein-N-terminal asparagine amidohydrolase activity. Gene Ontology annotation, cellular component: cytosol; nucleus. The coding region runs from base 111 to 686 and encodes 191 amino acids. Lineage: Eukaryota; Metazoa; Mollusca; Bivalvia; Ostreida; Ostreidae. The record is from RefSeq and is a predicted model, not a curated record. The transcript has 6 exons.